Molecule: messenger RNA, 6789 nt
Organism: Zerene cesonia (dogface butterfly)
Lineage: Eukaryota; Metazoa; Arthropoda; Insecta; Lepidoptera; Pieridae
Gene: Sema5c
Product: semaphorin-5B
Exons: 20
Coding region: 473-3772 (1099 amino acids)
Biological process (GO): axon guidance; positive regulation of cell migration; semaphorin-plexin signaling pathway
Molecular function (GO): semaphorin receptor binding; chemorepellent activity
Source: RefSeq, a predicted model, not a curated record
AGCACGGGGCGGCACACCGCGUAUUCAUUCACGCACACAGUUGCGUAGAUCGUGGAGUGUGUUUCGGUACGGCUUGCGAGACGCGAGACGUUAGUUUUAUUGUUUUUUUUCGUCCUUCCAGCAAGCCACCCGUUUAUUGGUGUAUACUUACCUGUUACGGUUCAUGUUUUUAAUACUUUCGUGUUUCUAGCAGUUUACGAAUACUUUUUAAGUUAUAAACAAAGUGAAAUCAAAGUGGACACCAGAUGUUGGGACAAAUUGCAUAACCUCGUUUCGGAUCAACAAAUAAAUAUAAACAGUGCUCGGGACAAGUUUUACUAAGAAUUAAAAAACAAAAAAUAAAGUGAUGAAUUAUACAAUGGCUUAAACUGGUAAUUCAGGAGGAGAAUGGGCCGAUGUUACGCGAAUUUCGAUACAACUCGCAACUUCACCCACAUAACAUUUAUGCGUAAAUAACCGUGAAGGCAUCAAAAUGUGGCGUGGAUACCAGCUAGUUGCUGUGCUGGGCUGUCUCGUGUUGAGCAGGGGUGAACUACCCGAAGACGACUUCAGGAUAAUAAACAAGCAAGACUUGUUGGCGUCAGAUAGCGAUAUCUUCGAAGAUAAGGAUGCCAGAUCAUUUUCGCAACUGUUGUUCGAUGUUGCAAGGGACCAGGUUAUUGUGGGUGCAAGAGAUACCCUCUACCGUCUCUCUCUACGCGGCCUGCGACCCUUGGAACGCGCGACCUGGCCGGCACCGGAAGACAAGACCAAGCUGUGCCAGGACAAAGGCCAGACGGAAGAAGACUGCCACAACUACGUGAAAGUCCUGCUGUCUUAUGGACAUAAGCUGUUCGCGUGCGGAACUAACGCCUUCAGCCCCUUGUGUAGUUGGCGAGAGAUUGAAUCACUGAGCAUGGUGUCAGAAUGGGUAUCCGGGGUGGCGAAUUGCCCCCACAAUCCCCAUUCCAACGUAACCGCCAUUUUGUCUUCUAGUGGCGAGUAUUAUGCGGGCACGCCCACUGAUUUCACCAGCUCUGACACGGCAAUAUGCAGGAGUCGAGGGGCAUCCCCCAGAGACACAGGCAUGCUACGGACAACGCAAUAUGACUUGAAUUGGUUGAAUGAACCCCAAUUUGUCGGAAGCUUUGAGGAUGAUAAUUUUGUUUAUUUUGUCUUCAGGGAGGUCGCCGUCGAACAUUUAAAUUGUGGAAAGAUAAUUUACUCUCGCAUUGCGCGUGUGUGCAAGAACGACUCAGGCGGUCACCUGGUAAUGAAAGACAACUGGAGUACGUUCCUCAAGGCUCGACUCAAAUGCUCAGUGCCCGGUGACGUGUCGUUCAAUUACGAUGAAGUGCAGAGCGUCGAAUAUCUACCGCAGGAGAAGAUACUUGUUGCCGUGUUUACUACGCCUGUUAACAGUAUAGCCGGUAGUGCUGUGUGUAUAUACAAUAUGUCAGACAUACAGGCCGCUUUUGAAGGGCCAUACAAAGUACAAGACUCGCCGACAUCUACUUGGGAGCCCAAGUCACCAUCUAGACAGGCUAGAGAACACUUUAGAUGCAUGCCGGAUACUAGACCAGCAAUAGAAUACCAUCGAUAUCACCUAAUGUAUGACGCUAUCCGGCCGAUAUCAGGCGAGCCCGUAUACAAAGCGACGUUAGAACGCUUCACGCACGUAACCGUAGAUGUUGCCAACACAAAAAAUGUGGGAAAGCAGCUCGUAGUGUUCGUAUCAACAGAGGAGAGUUAUAUCGUGAAGCUGGCAAUACUGCCGCGGUAUGAGGGAGCGUGUGUGGUCGAGAUAUGGAAGUUGAGAGAUGCUAUCGGUGGUUAUGAUGUGAUGACAAUGCAGUUUGUCAAGGAUACGAUGUCGCUAUACAUAGGCAGCAGUACAGGCGUGCUCCGUAUCGGCAGCGAGCGUUGUGCCCGGUACAAGAGCAGGUCGAGCUGCGUGGGCGCCACCGACCCGCACUGCGGCUGGGACGACGCGCGGGAGGUGUGCGUGCGCGCGGCGCCGCACGUACAACAUUCGUACUUCGCGCAGAACACGGCCGCUUGCCCCACUGUGAACACGCCCGUCGACGGCAGCUGGUCAUCCUGGUCCGAGUGGGAGGCGUGUAUGCAGGACGGCACGCCGCGGGCUCCGUACGGCGACGACAAGCCCGACAUGUGCGUGUGCCGCACGCGCAGGUGCGACAACCCGCGGCCGGCCAAUGGCGGGCAAGCGUGCGCUGGAGCCAGUAUAGCAGUGACGAACUGCACAGUCCACGGUGGCUGGUCAGCGUGGUCAUCCUGGUCAGAGUGCUCCACCACUUGCGGGAUCGCUGUGAAGUCUAGACGCAGGACAUGCACGUCGCCUGAACCUAAAUUCGGCGGACGGGUGUGCGUGGGACAGGACGUGCAGGACUUGUACUGCGCUAAUCUGCCUCCUUGUCCAGAUCCGGCGCUGGCGCCCGUGGACGGCGGCUGGUCGCCGUGGGGCGCGUGGUCGGCGUGCGCGGGCGCGGGCGCGGGCGCGGGCUGCGGCGCGGGCGCGGGCGCGCGCGAGCGGCGCCGCGUGUGCGCCAGCCCGCCGCCCGCGCACGGGGGCGCCGACUGCGAGGGCGCCCGCCACGAGCGCCAGCCCUGCGACCUGCGCCCCUGCGAGGUGCGCAAGGCGACCGCGUGGACCCCCUGGGUGCAGAUCUUGGGUAAUGCAACAGACGGCAGUUACACAGAAAAGCGAUUCAAGUUCCUAUGUAAAGCGCCCACACCAGAACAAAUAAAGCUGUCCCUGGCGCGCGAAGAGGAGCGCUACUGCAGCCCGCACGGCGCGUGCAGCAGCUCGCCCCCGCAGGAGGGCGGCUGGGAGCCGUGGGGUCCGUGGGGGGCCUGCUCGGCGCCCUGCGGCGGGGGCCAGCAGCCGCGCGCGCGCCGCUGCCGCCGCCCGCCCUGCGAGGGGCCCGCCGACAUGAUGCGCGCCUGCAACACGCAUGCGUGCAAUGGCGAGUGGUCAUGCUGGAGUGAUUGGAGUGAAUGCAGCGGCAGUUGCGACAGCGGCUCCACCGGGCACCGAACCCGCACUAGGAUGUGCUUGUCGCCCGAAGGCUGCGCUGACGCAGGUGCGGCGCUCGAGAGGAGAAUCUGUGUUAAUACUUGUGCAGAUACAGAAUCAGGUUGGGGCGCGUGGGGGCCGUGGGGCGAGUGCGAGGGGGGCGAGCGGGUGAGGCGCAGGAGCUGCGAGACGGGCGCGUGCGUGGGCGCGCAGCUGCAGGUGGCCAGGUGCGACGCGGACAACGAUAUGGACAAUGAAUUGUACGCGAUGCCGGCGUACAGUCAAGGUGUUGAAAUGGCAUCUUUCGUAACUCUGCGCAGUGACUCCCUCAGUGUGGGCGGCAUUGUUGGUUGCGUUGUUGCUGCUUUUGUUAUGGGUUGCCUAGUCUGCCUUGCUGGUGUGAUAUUCUGCCACCGCCGAGGGUCCCUCCCGUGGAGGAAGCAACCGAGGGUGCCUUCCAGCCCUCACUAUAUUACGGCGAAACAGAACAGCUACGUCACUGUACCUUUGAAGGAAGUUCCUCGCAAAGCGAAACGGCAGCCUUCGUUCUCAGGCAUCGGUGGGACUAGCGGUAUACUUCUAUCGAAAAGCAAUAAUAUAUCUAACGCUAACAACCACAAUACGGCCGUAACUACCCCCAAAUUGUAUCCAAAAGCAAUUGCAAAUGAAUACGAUACUAUGGGCACAAUAAGACGACAUUCCAAUCAACCGAAUAAUAAAAACAAUUUGGAUGUUGAAGAAGAUAAAUUUUAUUGAACGAGUCGUUUUUGUAAUUGACACGUGUUUGUAUUGAACAUUUUUAUAAUUGAAACGUUUGUAAUGACCACCUUUGUAUCUAAAACAUUUGUAUUGGCCACCUUUGCAUUUGAAACAUAUGUAUUGGCCAUCUUUGUAUUUGAAACAAUUGUAUUGGCGAUCUUUGUAUUUGAUACAUAUGUAUUGGCCAUCUUUGUAUUUGAAACAUUUGUUACGGAAAACCUUGUAGGUGAUAUUGAAUGACUGGUUAGAGCUUGAUGUUCUACCAUCUAGAAUGAUUUGACAUUUUUUUUUACUUGACGCCUAUUAUUUUUUUAGGCUUUGUUUUUUUUGUAAUAUGAAAUGAAGGAAUUAAUGGAUACUUUCAUAUAUUAUAUUUAUCAAUUAAGCUCGAAAAGAGAAAUGAAUGUAUAUUGUAAAAUGACGUAUUUGUACAUAUCAAAUAAUAUUUGUAUUUGAGUCUAUUAUUGACGACAGAAUUUCCUUAUUAUAUAUAAAACUGAUGUAUUUUAAUAGUGAAAUCGCGAUCGUAGUUAAAGUUAUUAAGUCUAUGAACCUAAGUAAUUACUUUCGCUUCGACGUCUAUUGGCAGCUGAACACUGUUAAGAGCUAAGUUAUUUACUUAUUUACGAAGUUAUUUAGGUCAAAUGGCCGUGCCAUGGGACUUGUAGGUAGUAUAGGAAGUCUAUUGUUAUCUUUUCAUCAUCAUCAUCAGCCCCCACUGGUGACACAGGUGUCCCAUGAGGGUUCAGGGCCCUAAUCCACCAUGCUGGCCAAGUGCGGGUUGGCUGAUGUCACAACUGUCAUAUCUUCCAUAUCUUUUCGUAGUAGAUUAUUUUCGGUUCUGAUCUCGGAGAUUUUAGACAAUAGAUGUAAAUUGCAACUUAUCUAAAAUCUGCUAUUUGUAAAAAUCUACUCACAUUAUCACUUGCUAUUAAUAAAUAAAUAUUUGAAUUUUAGAUGUUAAUAAUGUAGGGCUUCGUAAGUUAUUCAUUUUAAUUAUAUUGGCUGGAAUCUGAGACUUCAUCUCUUCAUGUAAAUUGAGUAGACAUAUACAAAUCUUUGAUCUUUAUCACUUUGAAAAUAUUCAUACAAUUUCGUAUGAAAAUGUUGAUAGCAAUUUGUUUUUAUAGAAAUGAAGUUGGCAAUUCUAAUAUUUCUUUAAUUUCAGACUUAAUCAAGUAUUUUAAUUCAAAUUUCCUGUAUAGAACAUAUCUGUUAUACCUAAAUUUAUUGCAUUAUAAUUAUUUCUUACGAAUUAUAUUGUAAAUGUUAUUUUUUUUAUAUAUUAUCUGUAGUAAGUUUUAGAAGCUCAGUGCCAUGGUGUAAAUGUAUAGAAUAAUAUUAAGUUUAAACAUUAUAUAACAAAGCCGAUUGUGCCAUGUAUGUUAUUAUAUCUAAUUAAUCGCUGUCCAUUGUUUAUAAGUGCCUUCAAUGUAUAAUAUUUUUCCAAUUUAAAUGUAAGAGACUAAAAUUUGAAUAUCAAUUUGUAAUGAAGAAUUAUAUUUGAAUGUGUAUUGGUAAAGAUUGACUUGAAUAAUUUAUAGAUAUUAUAUCAAUGAAAAAAAUAAAUGCACGCUUUAAAUGCUGCCUUAUCUAAAUUGAGAGUAUUUCACACAUGCAUAGAGUAGUGAUAACUUUUGAAAUUUAUUUAAAAUUAAAUAUAAAAACAAGAAUAUAUGACUAAAGGAGUGAAUGAGGAAUGCAGUUCCCAUAAACAAAUAUGCAUUUAUAUAGUAAUGAAAAAAAUCAGUGCAAUAAAACGUUAUUUUUCCAAUACUGAAAGUUCUUAUAACAUGUAAAUUAAAUGAAAAAUUUAUAAAAGCCCAACCUCAUUUUGUGUUGACGGCCAUCUUGGAUUUGAAAUUUGUGUUUGUGUGUAUUAGUGAGUAUAUUUGUGCUGACAUGAGGGAAUUGUUAAAAAUGAUUUAACCCAUCUUUAUUUGACGGCGGUUGUCCCUAACUGAUUAUUAUCGAUCAUACCUAAAAACACUCCCGACCUUUCAAAUAAAAAGAGACAUCAAGAUCAGUUUAUUCGUUCGGGAGCUACGAUGCCAUAUACAGCCACACCCAAACACACACAGACAAAUCAAACUAAGAACACUCAGUCGUUUUGAAAGACAAUGUGUGUGUGAAACGACUCAUAAUAUGUAUAUUCUAUACACAGCACUAGUAGUACAAAACCGGUGCCUUAGCCACGCGUAUACAUACGUAUCUUUAAAAAAAUAUUCCUUAUAUUUUAUAAUUUAGAAAUGAUCACUUUUAUAUUUUUAUAUGAAUUGUUGAACUUUCAACGUUAUAGUGGCUCAUGUUGAGUCGAAUGUUAUAUUUUAGUUUAUAUCAUAUGUUUAAUAGUAAAAUAUUUGAAUGCUUGUUAUAAAUUGUAUAGCCCUGAGUUGUGUAUGUGGAUUGAAAGUAUAAGCUAUGAGCUAUGUAUUAUUCGAUGUUUACGAGACAAAUUAUGUACGUGUUGCGUCAUUUAAAAGUACAAUUUGCUAGAAUUUUCUCGACUUUACUAGAAUUUUCUAGUAAUAUUUAGUAUGGUUUUAUAUUGAAGAGAUUUAUUUAUAUAUGAAUAAUGUAACGUUUGCCUAUACGUCUUCCCAUGUCUUUCUUUUAUCAGUGAGUUCUACAUUCUUUGAGUAAUUCUUAUAAUUAUUUUUGACAUAAAUUAGAAUUAUUUAUUUGAAAUUUAAUCUAAUUUCAAUUCUGUUAUUGCAUGAAACUCGCAAGACUGUGUGACAGUAAUUGAUGAGCGAUAAUUAAAUACUUUUAUUCGAUAUAAAAACAUAAUUUGGUACUUUUAUAUGACGUCACAAUGUAUCCUGUAUUAUGUAAGAGGCUUCUCACGAAACUCACCGAUUAAACGUUUUAUUGUUAAGAGAUUAAAAUUGUGAUUCGUAAAGAUAUGUAAUAAGAGAAUAAAUUGAUAAAUUGCAGGACUUGUGAAAAUAUCGGUUGAGCUGUACAUUGUUAUUACGCUAACUACUUAAAAGUAAAUAAAGACUGUCGUAUUA